UCAUUUCCGUUGUCAGGUGGUGCUGCUAUGGAAAGAUGUGAUCAGUUGUCCUAAGAAGGCUUUUCCCUCAAAACCUCUGUCGGUAAUCGUGAAAUUUCUCCAGUUCGCGUGAAACAAACCGCUUUGUGGUGGAGUGUAAAUGUCGGUGCGUCCCUGCUGAACAUUUAGUCGGCCAGAAAUGAGUGAGAAUUAGUCUACGACAGAGGAUUCCCUCGGCGGUUUUGAAGAACGUCAUCCGGAUUUGAAACAACAUGAGGAUCUGCAGAAUGUCCAAACGCCGUGCUUCGGAACGAGGGGCCGGAGAGUCAUCCGGCAGACCCAGCAAGCUCCUUUGUCCUGGGAUAUCGGGCAACAAUGCUAAGAGAGCCGGUCCCUUUGUUUUAGGCCCUCGGCUGGGAAACUCCCCCGUGCAGAGUAUAGUGCAGUGUUUAGCCAGAAAAGAUGGGACGGAUGAUUUCUACCAGCUAAAAAUUCUGACCCUGGAAGAACGUGGGGACAUGGUGGGAGAGACACAGGAAGAAAGGCAAGGCAAAAUGCUCCUGCAUACAGAGUAUUCUUUACUGUCACUGCUCUCCAACCAAGAAGGAGUGGUUCACCAUCACGGCCUCUUCCAGGACCGAUCCUAUGAGAUUGUCGAGGACAUGGAGGCCAACAAAGUGCGGAAGAUGAAGAGACGAAUCUGUCUGGUGCUCGACUGCCUCUGUGCCCACGACUUCAGCGACAAGACGGCCGACCUCAUCAACCUGCAGCAUUAUGUCAUCAAAGAGAAGCGAUUGAGCGAGCGCGAGGCUAUCGUUAUCUUCUAUGAUGUGGUGAGAGUGGUGGAGGCGUUACAUAAGAAGAACAUCGUGCAUAGAGACUUGAAGCUUGGAAACAUGGUGCUCAAUAAAAGGACCCAUCGGAUCACCAUCACAAACUUUUGCCUUGGCAAGCAUUUGGUGAGUGAAGAAGAUCUGUUAAAGGACCAGCGAGGCAGUCCAGCCUACAUCAGCCCAGAUGUCCUAAGUGGUCGACCGUACCGCGGUAAACCCAGCGAUAUGUGGGCACUCGGAGUGGUGCUGUUUACCAUGCUCUACGGCCAGUUCCCGUUCUAUGACAGUAUACCUCAAGAGCUCUUCCGCAAGAUCAAAGCAGCAGAGUACUCCAUCCCUGAGGAUGGGCGGGUAUCAGAAAGUACGGUGUGUUUGAUCAGGAAGCUUCUGGUGCUUGACCCCCAGCAGAGGCUCACUGCCACCGAGGUGCUCGAGUCUCUGAGCGCCAUCAUCGCAUCCUGGCAAUCUGUGUCCUCGCUGAGUGGCCCUCUACAAGUGGUGCCAGACAUAGAUGAUCAGCUUAACCACCCCGAACAUCUUCAGGAGGCGAAAGUGACAGAGGAGUCGUCUCAGUACGAAUUUGAGAACUACAUGAGGCAACAGCUCUUGUUGGCUGAAGAGAAGAACACUAUACACGAGACCAAGAACUUCCUCAGCAAGAGGCAUUUCGGUAACGUGCCUCCAGUGAGGCGCCUCGGCCACGAUGCACAGCCCAUCAGUCCUCUGGAUGCCGCAAUACUGGCCCAGCGCUUCCUCCGGAAGUAACACCGCCUUUCUGUCCAUGGGCGGUGGUCACCGGGAGUGGAUUGAGCCUCCGAACUAGGCGCACACUUGUAUGUACGUUGUGUGUGAGAGAGUGUUUGUGAGUAUGCAGCAUGAGUCUGGCAGACACAAACAAGGGCCAAGGAACAGCUCAGUGCUCUGUUGCUCUAUUCAUCCACACAGGACACAGACUCUGCCUAUGGGCGGCACAAAGGUCUAAUGAGACUGACCACCAACACCACCUCCACCAUGCCAAUCCUUGCCCAAAUCUGACACACACUGACACACACACACACACUUUCAGCAAUACCCCAACAGAAUCAUGUAGCAGAUGACACACAACCACCCUUCCCCACCCACCUCUCCCCCAGCACUUUCUACAGAAAUGCCUCGGAUCACAUGA
Messenger RNA from Rhinichthys klamathensis goyatoka, 1977 nucleotides. RefSeq names its product serine/threonine kinase 40 (gene stk40). The transcript has 12 exons. The coding region runs from base 252 to 1577 and encodes 441 amino acids. The record is from RefSeq and is a predicted model, not a curated record. Gene Ontology annotation, biological process: protein phosphorylation. Gene Ontology annotation, molecular function: ATP binding; protein kinase activity. Lineage: Eukaryota; Metazoa; Chordata; Actinopteri; Cypriniformes; Leuciscidae.